AUGAAGUCGUUUUAUUACCGAUCCCUCGCUUUGCGAUUCUUGCAAAUCUUUGUACUUUUUAAUAUAGGUAAUCGCCAAGUGUAUGCAGAUUUGAAUACGCAGUUUGGAUGUUACCAGGUCGAUGAAAGUUUAUCCGUCAAAGGUAAUUACCAAUUCCUCACUCCUCAGUACUGCUAUGAUCAUCUAUGUAAUGACGAUCCUAAUGUUGCUUUUGUUGCCGUACGCGAAAAAAAUUGCUACUGCGGUAAUACACUUACAGCCCAAAAGGUUGAUUCUAGCAAUUGUAACAAAGUAUGCCCUGGUUGGGACCAGUUCAAAUGUGGUGGUGACCUCUAUUGGUCGGUUUACUUGACCGGUAGCGGUAUUUUGCAUACGUCGUCUUCUCAGAGUUCCUCUUCUACUUCUUCUACUCAUUCAUCCUCAAAGACUUCCUCUACGCCGUCUUCCACGACGAGCUCAACGUCAAGUUCUGCACCAUCUUCCAAACCUACUUCUUCCUCCCAUUCCCCAUCUUCUAGCCAGUCAUCAUCUAGAAUCACAUCGCCCAGCUCAUCAUCUUCUCAUAUGCCAACAACUUUUUCUUCGUCCUAUGUGAGAUCAGUGACUCCCAGUCCCACAAGCUCAUCUUCAUCUUCGACGGGUUCACCAAAUGGUUCUCAAGGCUCAAAGAUGAAUAACUCAUUGAACACUGGUGCAAUUGUUGGUAUUGUGAUUGGUUGUGUUGCUUUUGCAGUGGUUAUCGCUUUAUGUAUUUGCCUAUACUUUUGGUAUAGGAAGUUUAAGGCAAGGAUGAAUGCUAAGGAUGAUAUAACUUUUCCCUCCUACAAGAGUGAACUGGACUCGCGUCUUGAUCCUGGCAUGCUGAAAAAUCGCAACUCCGCCGAAUCGUUGGCCGAUAGUCAAGAUUACUCGAGAAGAAUUUUAAGGGUCAUGAAUUAA
Molecule: messenger RNA, 939 nt
Organism: Schizosaccharomyces osmophilus
Lineage: Eukaryota; Fungi; Ascomycota; Schizosaccharomycetes; Schizosaccharomycetales; Schizosaccharomycetaceae
Gene: wsc1
Product: plasma membrane-associated serine-rich cell wall sensor Wsc1
Exons: 1
Coding region: 1-939 (312 amino acids)
Cellular component (GO): plasma membrane
Source: RefSeq, a predicted model, not a curated record